This is a messenger RNA of Notodromas monacha, 3003 nucleotides long. The record is from the annotation of a GenBank genome assembly. Lineage: Eukaryota; Metazoa; Arthropoda; Ostracoda; Podocopida; Cyprididae.
GUCAUGAAUUGUGUUCUACAUUUACAGGAUGGAUAUAACUCUUUAUUAAUCCCGCGCUUUAGCGCCCUUGAAUUCUUUAAAAAUCUUAUCCAGCCGUACAAACUGUUAUGAGUUCUUCGAAUUGCAAUGUUGAGCCCUUACAAAAAAGUUGGAAAGAUCCAAGUAAGCAUGAGUUACGCAGAGACCACAGUGCGUCUAACGUGGGAUGGAUGUCGGGAAAGAAUAAGUUUGUGAAACGAGAAAGUAGUUUAUCCGAGAAGCAAGGGGCAUCAUGGUUGAGACGGAUGAGCGGAUUCCUGCAGAAGCGACUUUCAAGCCCAGGUUACAACCAUUCCUACGCAAGUCCAAGUUCAUCAGUGGCUGUAUCUGAAGCGCUCAAAAAUAUUCCUGAAGGAGACUUCAUCCGACGAUAUAUUAACGGUGAACGGCGCGGAACACAACCCGAAGUUAUCUGCAGUCCUCAAGGAACUGGCCUACCAUCUGUGGAGAUCGGCAAAUUGUCAGUCAAAAUAAUCGCUGCCGAUACGGGACCCGGUCCGGGCGUUACUGCCGUAGGAUUGAAAUCCCGGAAUUUAUCGACCCAUGAGAAUGACUUGGAAUUCAUCGAUGGAUGUGAUUCUGACGAUGAAGUCUUUGUUGACGCCCAUUCGUCGCUUGGAAGAAACUGUGAAGAGGUAGUCGUCGAGAAAGAGAAGGUGACGAAGCCUGCCAUCCCAAUCGCCGGAGUAUCGAACUGGGCCCUACCUGCUCCGUUCGCCUGCGGAAUAUCCGUUACUUUGUACGAAUCCAAUCCGUACACUGGAGAACAUGCUGGUGAUCCGAUUGCGGAUGCGUAUGCUGUUGUAGCCCGAGAGAAUUCCGCGCUUCUUGCGCUCGGUGAUGGAGUCAAUUGGGGAGAGAAAGCGUCGCUGGCAUCAAAAUGUGCAGUUCAUGGCUGUAUCGAUUAUUUGAAUCGAGCUUUCUAUGCAUUUGAUAAUCCGACAGUCACAACGAGUGAUGUCUUCCGUGGAUUACUGCGUUCGUUCUACGCGGCACAUGACUUGAUCCUUAUGGAAGGCGGAAUGCUCACGACAUUGACCGUGGCGAUGGUUCUUCCGACCACCAACUCUGACGAAUACGUCGUUUGUUCCUGCAACGUGGGAGAUAGUCUCGCUUACGUCUAUUCACCUUCGCACGGGGUUCGCGAGCUGACUGAAGGUUCGCACGACGUGAAUGCCAUGCGAGACAUGCGGGAUGCUCUGGGUGCAUUGGGACCCGUGAAUGGAACGACCCCCGAGUUGGGUAACCUGACUUGUGCCAUGACGAUCGUCAAGAAAGGCGAUAUUGUUUUCAUCACGAGUGACGGGGUCUCGGACAACUUUGAUCCCGUGGUUGGAAAGUUCGCCGUGGCCCGGACAGUGUCGAAGAAGGAUAAAAAUGACCUGGAGAAGCGCAAGAGUACUGUUGGACGUCACGGACAUUUGGAGGGUGACGGAGAUUCAACCCUCCCGGUCUUGGACGCGAUUAACCGCUACGAAUUGACGCUCUUGAGGAUGGACGACAUUUUGAAGCACGGAUUGUCAUCUGCUGAGCCGGGGGACAAAUUAUCGGAUGGUUCUCCCAGUGCGCAAAUGUUGUGCCGUAAUUUUAUCGACUUUUCCCGAGGAUUGACCUGCGCGAGGCGGCGCAUUCUUGAAGACCCGGACUUGUAUCCGGCGCCUGUGGAAAACGGCGGCCAAAACGAAGUGUGUCAUCAAGAGCAGAGGUUGCGCAGGAGGAAAGUUGGCGAGAAAUUGGGACAGGUCCCCGGGAAACUGGAUCAUGCAUCUGUCGUCGCCUACUGCGUUGGUUAUAGCCCUCAGGAUCAGGAUUCCCAGUGAGAAACAUCCGCGCUCUGUGUUUUUCUGAUGAUCGAACUUUGCGUUCUGAUCCUUGAUCAAGAUUUUUUAUUGCGUGUGGCUUUCCGUAAAGCUGUGGCAAACAAUCCGUAUUCGUGCCAUUAAAAAUUCAAGUUGAUUUUAAUCGUCAUUAUUCGUUGGAAUGUACCGUAACUCUUAUUGCGUCAGAAUUUCAGCUUUAGGUUAAGAAAUGACUCAGCCCGAGAUCUUGGGUCGAAAAGCAUGCGUAAUAUUUUUUCUUUCGUGGACGAUAUUGUCCCUGUUUUAUACUGUAUUUGUUUCUGUGUUCGCUUUUGAGCAAAAACCAAGGAAUCAACAAGUUUUUUUUUCCUUUCUCUUUGGAAUGAGUUGGAGAAAUGGCGAUUGAGUUAACUGAAGCCAAAUUGCAGUCUUUUACGAUGUUUCGUAUUUUAGCUUGGAGCACUUCUCGGAAGGGCCAAUGACGUGGAUUUUCGCCGGCAAUUCACAAAUUUUAGUAUGAAUAGGCGUUUUUGAACGUCAGCGAUUCAUCGAGCGAUGCCAUCGUUAGUGAUCGAAAAGAAACGAUACAAAAAUUCAGAACUUCCAUAGAGAUUAUAGAGGUUGAAUUUUUUGUCGGUUCGUUUAUAUUUUCAAGGAGGCAUUUGGUUGAUAAAUUUUAAAGUUGAGCUGCUGAAGUAUUUCUGGUUCAGAAGAGCGCUUUGAUCGCAAGCUCGCGACGGAGAAGUUUACUUUCUGCGACAUCGUGGAUAAAUAAGUGUGUGUGCUUUGGCCGUGGGAUGGUUUAAUUAUUCUGGGAAGGAAGAACCGAGAUCCUUUGCGGUAUUUUACAUUUUAUUUCAUGAUGGGUUAGUGGCCAUUUUCUGAUUACCAUCUGAAUACGCUGAAGGAACGGCAGUGAGCAACAGCAAACAAAAAACAAACACGUUCCUUUGUUUCCUCAUUGGAUGGUUCAGUUGUGCUCAGUGAGAGGAGAAAUUGCCCGAGUAGGGGAAAUCACUGACGUUGUACUUUCCCGUUCUGAAAAUGCCAUUUUUUUCAGCCGCAAAAAUCAUUCAGUUCCCUGUGGCCAUUUGCGGGAUGAAAUAUCGCUGCUGUUUCAGAUUUUCGUCCGUCGACUGACAGUAAAGGCACAUUGUUUCAAGUG